GUGAAACUUAGGGUCUGAAAGUUGCUUGCUUCUACUCCCUCCGUUCGGAAUUACUUGUCAUAGAAAUGGAUGUAUCUAGAUGUAUUUUAGUUCUAGAUACAUCCAUUUUCGAGACAAGUAGUUCCGAACGGAGGGAGUAGUAAUCUAGUCAAAUCUCUCUCCACCGUCGGAUCUGCUUGAUCCAAAGGUCCAGCAGCAUUCUUCCUCCUCCUCUAGCAGCAGCCUUCUUCUUCCUCUGCAUCUUCUUCUCCCGCAGCAACCUUCAUAUUCCUAGGAUCAACCCUCUACCACGCCUCCACACCAAUAGCAAACUUGUAGUGGAGACUAUAUGGAUGGGAUUACAUAGUUUCAAUCUUUCAUGUUUCUAGGUGCCGCAGCAGUUGACCGAUGUUGCAUUCCGUUACUAUUUUCAUUUCUCAGGAAGAAGAAGAGGAGGAUCGGCCUGUAAUCCUGCUCACCUGCUGGGUGCGAGAUAGCGGCAGCAUGGAUUUCGAACUCCGUGUUAUCGAAGCUAUCACAAACAACUUUGCAGACGAUCAGAUAGUUGGCAGCGGUGGAUACGGAGUUGUUUACAGGGCGACCCAUGAAGGGGAAGAAAUUGCCGUGAAGAAGCUUCGUCAACUGCCAGGACUCGAUGAUAAGCAGUUCGACAGCGAGUUCCGCAACCUUCGUAACAUACGCCACCAAAAUGUUGUGCGGCUAAUUGGCUACUGCUACGAGUCUCGGCAUAAAUACAUGGAUCACAACGGGGAUCUUGUUUUCGCUCAAAUAAUGGAGCGAGUGCUCUGCUUCGAAUAUAUGCACGGCGGAAGCCUCGAUCAACACAUUCAAGAUAAAUCUUGUGGACUUGAGUGGCCCACAUGUUACAAGAUUAUUAAAGGUACUAGUGAGGGACUAAAUCACCUUCACAACUCCCAGGGAAAACAUAUUUACCACCUAGACUUAAAGCCUGGAAAUAUUUUGUUGGAUGAAAGUAUGACGCCCAAAAUUGGAGAUCUUGGUUUGUCAAGACUCGUUGCUUCAACAAAAACACGACAAACAGAGAUGCGCGAUGGAACACUCGGGUUCAUGCCACCGGAGUACAUAGACGGUGGCUUUAUAUCAAAGAAGUUUGACGUGUUCAGUUUGGGCGUCAUAAUUAUAAAAAUAUUGGCCGGGGCUAAGAACUACAUCCGGUGUUCUGAAAUGCCCCCGGAACAGUUUAUCCAGCUUGUCAGUGAAAACUGGACGAAAAAGUUGCAGGAAAAGACAGGACAUUCCUCACACGAAAUAGACAUCCUAGGAGUGACUUCAUGUGUUGGGAUUGCACUAAGGUGUGUGGACAACGACAGAAACAAAAGGCCAUGUAUCAACGAUAUUGUGGAUGAACUGAAUCAACUAGAAGCCAAGCUUAAAGCAAUGUCACUAGCUUCUGAUGUGUCAAAAGACCUCACUGCUGUCCAGAGCAGCUGUGACACGAACAUUAUGUCGGUGGAUCCGACCAUGGAGCUGCGGUUCCCCUUUGAGCUAAGGAAGGAGGCGUCGUGCUGCCUACAGCUGACCAACAAGACGGGUGGCUUCAUCGCAUUCAACAUAGAGAUCAACCCGAACAAGUACAGUGUGCGGCCAAGCCAAGGGACGAUGCCGCCGUGCUCCAGGCGUUAUGUUGUCGUGACGCUGUCAGCGCAAGAGGUGGCACCGCAAUACAUGCGAUGCGAGGACAUGCUCCUCGUGCAGAGCACCGGUGUCAGCCAAGAUCUUGGUGAGAUCAACUAUCAAGAAUUGUUCAAGACGACCAUGGCGAAUCAGGUGGUUGAUGAGGUGAAGCUGCCGAUCGCUUAUGUCACAUUAGACCAGUAGUAUUAUCCACCAAGAACCGGGAGUGGCUCUGGUGGCAAAGCGAUGUGUUGGUAAAUUCAGAUAAAUGUUGAGUUGUUGUCUGGGAAAAGGUGUUGUUUUGAGGUCUGUUUAAUUGUAUGUUCUUUGAUUAUGUUGUCUUUGAUUAGCUAC
Messenger RNA from Triticum aestivum (bread wheat), 1989 nucleotides. Its product is annotated as putative receptor-like protein kinase At4g00960. Gene Ontology annotation, biological process: protein phosphorylation. The record is from RefSeq and is a predicted model, not a curated record. Gene Ontology annotation, molecular function: ATP binding; protein kinase activity. Bases 388 to 1839 code for a protein of 483 amino acids. Lineage: Eukaryota; Viridiplantae; Streptophyta; Magnoliopsida; Poales; Poaceae. The transcript has 6 exons.